AGUCCGAGACUCUAUGUCUCUUUAUUGGUGCAUUUAGUCCAUUUACAUUCAGCGUAAUUAUAGAUAAAUAAGUGUUUAGUGUUGUCAUUUUGAUACCUUUUUAUGUGUGUUGUUGACAAUUUCAUUUUUCCACUUUUUUGUGCUGAGACGUUUUUCUUAGUAAAUUGUGAGAUCCUUAUUUUCGUAGUGUUUGACUUUAUGUUGAGUCGUUACGUUUUCCUUGGUUUUCAUUAAGAGUUAUGGAGUUGUUAUACCUCUUUGUGGUUACCUUAAUAUUUACCCCUAUGUUUCUAAGUAAAAACCUAACUGGUUUGGUCCUAUAUCACCUUGUUUCCCUCUCCAUAUGGCAGUUCAAUGCCUCCUGUAUUUAGUCCCUCUUUUUGAUUAUUGUGAUCUUUUACAUAUUGACUUCAGUGAUUCCCUGUUUUGAGCGUUUUUUUCUGUUUGAAAUUAAUCUUAAUUUGUUUUUGUGAUUUCCCUAUUUGAGUUGAUAUCAGGAUGUUCUGUUCUGUGACCUUGUGUUGUGCUGGUAUCUAAUAUUACUGGUUUUCUGACCAAACAAUUUCUUUUAGUAUUUCUUGUAGCUUUGGUUUGGUUUUUGCAAAUUCUCUAAGCGUGUGUUUAUCUGUAAAUGUUUUAAUUUCGCUUUCAUAUCUGAGAGAGAGUUUUGCUGGAUAUAUGAUCCUUGGCUGGCAGUUUUUCUCCUUCAGUGCUCUAUAUAUGUCAUCCCAUUGCCUUCUUGACUGCAUGGUUUCUGCUGAGUAGUCUGAACUUAUUCUUAUUGAUUCUCCUUUGUAGGAGACCUUUCUUUUAUCCCUGGCUGCUUUUAAAAUUUUCCCUUUAUCUUUGGUUUUGGCAAGUUUGAUGAUAAUAUGUCUUGGUGAUUUUCUUUUUGCGUCAGUCUUAUAUGGGGUUCGAUGAGCAUCUUGGAUAGAUAUCCUGUCGUGUUUCAUGAUGUCAGGAAAGUUUUCUGCCAACAGAUCUUCAACUAUUCUCUCUGUGUUUUCUGUUAUCCCUCCCUGUUCUGGGACUCCAGUCACACGCAAGGUAUUCUUCUUGAUGGAGUCGCACAUGAUUCUUAGGGUUUCUUCAAUUUUUUAAAUUCUUUUAUCUGUUUUUUUUUUUCCAGCUAUAUUGGUGUCAGUUGCCUUGUCCUCCAGAUCCACCACCCUGCAUUCCAGUUGCUUGAGUCUGCUCCUCAGACUUCGUAUUGAGUUGUCUAAUUCUGUAAUUUUACUGUUAAUGUUUUGAAUUUCUGAAUGCUGUCUCUCUGUGGAUUCUUGCAGCUUAUUAUUUUUUCCACUAUGUUCCUGAAUAAUCUUUUUGAUUUCUUCAACUGCUUUAUCAGUGUGUUCCUUGGCUUUUUCUGUAGAUUGCCUUAUUUAAUUUCUGAGGUCAUUCCUGAUGUCUUGAAGCAUUCUGUAUAUUAGUUUUUUUAUAUUCUGCAUCUGGCAAUUCCAGGAUUGUAUCUUCAUUUGGGAAAGAUUUUGAUUCUUUAGUUUGGGGAGUUGUAGAAGCAAUCAUGGUCUGCUUCUGUAUGUGGUUUGAUGUCGACUGCUGUCUCCGAGCCAUCUCUAAGAUAUUGUAGUGAUUUAUUUUGUAUUUGCUCACUGAGUCUUAUCUUGUUUUGUUUUCUUUCAGUCUACGUAGAUGGGCUACUAGAUUGCGCUGUCUUGAUUGUUGCAGCCCUUGUAUCACUUAUGUGCUAUUACCAGCUGGUUUGGGCUGUUACCAGAUAUAUAUGCCUAAGAGUCCAUUCACUAUUCUUGAGUAGAAUCUGAUUUUGGGUCAUCAAGUGUGUGGUGCAGACUGUCACCUAUCCACCUAGAGAAGUAGUGGUGAUAGUUGUGUGCACCAGAUUCUAGUAGCAGCAGGGGUUCACACUCCACGAGGGGGCAGGAUGCUGACAGGCUUCCCUCAAGUGCCAGUGAGGUAGGAGUGUCUCUAUUCCUAAAGCACUUUGGUGGGUGGGCUCUGCAGGUGUACCUUAGGCCCCCAAUGCAAGUACCUCUACAGAUUGGUAGGUGUCACCCUCCUUAGACCCCUAAGGCAGGAGGCUAGGUGUCUGGGGGGAGCUUCAGCCCUCAGUUCCUUGUUGUGGGUCAGUGAGGGCUGUGUUGAAUAGGCAGAGAUACCAGACCUGGAAAACUUGUCUUUCCAGUAAUCCGCUAAAUCAAUUACAGUCAGAUCCCUCUCAGAAUCGCCUUUGCAUUAUAAUCCUAUCUUGUUCCCUGUAGGGAUGAAAGCCCAAGACUGUGGAUCACAUAUGUUUGGGUGGAGCUGGUUCUGUAUUUUUAGUCCAAUUAGGGAAGGAUUUUUGGUCCCUGGGUUUUUUGUACCUGCUUCUCUCAGGGCAGGAGAAUGGGUUAGGAAAAGACGAAAAAGAAAAACCGCAGCACACUUAACACUCUCUGGCUCAGGAAAUUCCAAUGUUAAUGAAGCCGCCUGGGAAGGGGAGGGGGGGUUCAGAUAAAUAGGAGAGAGUAGCACCCCGGAAUAUAGACAAAGUUACUUACCUUGUUUGGUGAUGACUGUUUUAUCUGAGAUUCCCGGGGGGCAUGUAGCAUGUGUGCGUUGGCUGGGUUGAGAUUGCCUCCGAGGGUCAAGCCAGCGUCCUGUGCUUGUGCUGUCUCAGAAACUGUGGUCAGUUCCUCCGCUCCCAGUCCAGAGCCCAGCGCCAAGGUUCCCUGGCUGGGACGUUGCACUCUAGGCUCCAAAACCAGUCGCUGUCUCCUGGUGACUUCUCCUCCUGUCAGCCGCGUCGCUGCGCUGCCUGUGUGCACCGGCUGGGCUUCCCCUGAGGUCAUUUCUGGGCGCUAGGGCUGCGUCCUGUGUUUGUGCCGUCUCAGGAUGCUGUGCCCAGCUCCCCCGCGCCCCGUCCAAAGCCCAGCGCCGUGGGUUCCUGACUGGGACGCUGGCUUCAGGCUCCGAAAACAGUUGCUGCUUCCCUGUGGUGGUUCGCUCCUAGUCUCUGUCACUCAGGUCAACUCUUUAGAUCUGUGUUUGAUGGUCAGGGUUCGUAGAUUGUCAUGUAUGUGAUCGAUUCACUUGUUUUUCCGAGUCUUGGUUGCAAGAGGGAUCCGAGAUAGCUUCUGCCUAGUCAGCCAUCUUGGCCUCGCCUCACUUUUAUUUCUUUAUAUCCCCUUGCCUUCCUUUCCAAAUGAAAGAUCUAUGACUACGUUUCUUUAUUGUUUUAAUGUUGUCUUUUUCAGAAUGACAUCACAGUUUCCCUGUUUUGAGCUUUUUUUUUUUUAAUCUUGAUUUAUUUUUGUGACUUCCCUAUCUGGGUUGACAUCUGGUUGCUCUGUCCUGUGUUCUAGUCUUGGGUUGAUAUCUGAUAUUGAUUUACUAACCAGAGAACACCCUUUAGGAUUUCUUAUAGUUUUGGUUUGGUUUUUACGAAUUCCCUAAACUUCUGUAUAUCUGGAAAUGUCCUAACUUUGUCUUCAUAUUUGAGAGACAGUUUUGCUGGAUGUAUGAUUCUUGGCUGGCAGUUUUUUUCCUUCAGCGUUUUAUGUAAGUCAUCCCAUUGCCUCUUGCCUGCAUGGUUUCUGCUGAGUAGUCCGAGCUUAUUCUUAUUGACUUUUCUUUGCAGGUGACUUUUUGUUUAUCCCUAGCUGCCCUUAAAAUUCUCUGUUUAUCUUUGGUUUUGGCAAGUUUGGUUAUGUCUUGAUGACUUUCUUUUGAGAUCUACCUUAUGUGGAGUUCAGUGAGCGUCUUGGAUAGAUAUCUUCUCAUCUUUCAGGAUACCAGGCAAGUUUUCUAUGAACAAAUCUUCAACAGUUCUCUCUGUAUUUUCUGGUAUCCCUCCAUGUUCUGGUACUCCAGUUACUUGUAGGUUAUUUCUCUUGAUAGAGUCCCACACGAUUCUUAGAGAUUCUUUAUUUAAAAAAAAAAUUUUUUUUUCUUCGAAUACAUUGGUGCUGUGUUUUAUCUUCAGUCUCACUAAUUCUGCGUUCUGGUUCCUCAGUUCUGCUCCUCUGACUUUGUAUUGUCUAAUUUUCUAAUUUUAUUGUUAAUCUUCUGAAUUUCUGAUUGCUGUCUCACUGUGAAUUCUUGCAGCCUAUUAAAUUUUUCGUUAGGGUCUUGAAUAACCUUUUUAAUUUCUUCAACUGCUUUGUCUCUGUGUUCCUUGGCUUCUUCUGCGUUUUGCUUGAUCUUAUUCCUGAUGACUUGAAGAGUUCUGUGUAUUAAUCUUUUGUAUUCUGCAUCUGGUAAUUCCAGGAGGACACUUUCAUCUGGAAGAUUCCGUGAUUCUUGGUUUUGAGACCUUGUUGAAGCCAUCAUAGUCUUCUUCUUUAUGUGAUUUUAUAUUGACUGUUGUCUCCGAGCCAUCUAUAAGUUUUUGUAUUAGUUUAUGUUUGCUUACUGUAUCCUAGCUUUUUGCUUUGUUUUAUUUUGAUAUCCCCAGAUAGGCUGCUUGAGUGAUCUGGCUUCAUUAUUUGCACCUUUUAAGCUCUAAUGUCCUGUCACCAGAUGGCUAGAGCUGUUUACCAGGUAUAUGAGCCUAGGAGUCCACUCAUUUUUCUUGUAUGGAUUCAGCGCAGGUGUCCAGGUAUUUGGUCAUCAAGUGUGUGGUACAGGCUCUGUCCUGCAGUCUUAGAGGGGCACAGGUGAUUGGUGUAGUUACAGGUAUUUGGUUACGGCAGGGGGUCAUGCUCUGAACAAGGUAGGGGGCUGACAACCGUCUCCUGAGUGUCUGUGAGGAAAGCACAUCCCUGUUCUCUAGAGUACACAGGUGGGUGGGUUCUGCAGCUGGACCAUGGGCACCCAGUGCUUUUGGUUGUAGGGACUGGGAGGUACCACUUAUCUGUGGACCCAUCACGGGUGGCUAGGUGACAUAGGUGGAGCCACCAGGCCUUAGGCCCCUGACGUGGGUAGGUGAGGACCCUGUUUAAUAGGCAAAGCGGUGUCAAACAUCAAACACUCACUUCCCCACUGCACUGCUGGAACAGUUGGUCUGCCAACAAGGGCCUGUUCUCCAGAAAUGGGCCCACACAGUUCCAUGCAGGGGUGAAAGGUAUUCAAAGUCUGUGGACCAUUUGUGCCUGGACAAAAGCCGCUUCUGUCCUGAGCACCCCAGCUUAGUGGAACUGGCAGAUUAUCUUUUCCCUAAAUUUUUAACUUAUUCCUUCUUCAAGGCUGGGAGAAUGGCUCAGCGUGCGCAGCAGGACCUAUUUCAGGCCCAGGGAAAUCGACAGUUGCUGAAACUGGCUUGGGGGCUGGGGGUGCGGUAAAAUAAAUGCAAGUACUUAGCUUUUGCCCAGAGCGCUGUUGUUCUCUGGUUCUGGAGGUGUGAGUAGGCUGUGCAGUUCGCUGUCUCUCCCUGAGGAAACCAUGUCCUCUGGAACACUACAGCCAGCCCCGUCGUGGUCGCUCCAGGGAGUGGUGCCUGACGGUUCCUGGCAAUUCUGGUCCUGCAACUCCUCGUUGUUUCUGAGCUGUCUUACCCUCUCCCUGCCACUCAGUCUGUUUUCUAACUUUGCCUUAGGUGUUCAGGGCUCCUGGCUUAUCAUAUAUAUAAUCGCUUCACUUGUUUUUUUUGGUUUUUGUUGUAAGAGGGAUCACCGGAAGCGUCUGACUACCCCACUGUCUUGGCCCCACCCUGGACUAGAAGGAAUCUUAGAUUAUUAUUUUGUUGUUGUUGAGAAUAUGCACAGUAAAACAUACACCAAUUGAACGGUCUCUACGUGUACCAUUUAGUGAUGUUGAUUACAUUCUUAAAAUUGUGUAGUCAUUCUCACCCUCCUUUUCAGAGUUGUUCCUCCACAUUGGCAUAUGCUCACUGUCACUCUCCCACCAGGCACUUACCUACUCUUUCAAGUUGAUGUUAUAAAUUGGAUCCCAUAUAUAUAGUUCUCAAAAGAGCAUGAUGCUCAAGGCAGACAUUUUUUACUAGUUAAGCUAAACUAUUGUUUGGUGGAUCUUAGGUUAUUUGAGCCAGUCGGUUUGGAUGUUUAAGACUUUUCAAAAGGUGUUGGAAAUCGGUAGCUUUUCUAGUUUUUCCAUUACUUUAACAUAACGCUGUCUUUGGACUAAAAUGUUCCUGAUGCCAGCCUCUUUGGAAUUAAACAAUGGGCAGAACUUCUUAGCUCAGUGGAUGACCAAUCCUUCUCGGGCUGGCGUUAUAUUAAAUCAUGGAUUUCCCAUUUUGGAAGCAGAAGGAGAGAAUCAAGCAGCUGUGAACCUUUCUACCAGUUUUCCUGUUAAAGCUACACAGUUUUCGAAUAGCUUCAGCUUUAUAAAUGAAGAAGAUUCACUUCACGAAGAACAGAAAUUGGAGACUGACAGUUCUUAUAAACUACAAUCAGAUAAAUCCAAAACACAUACAGCCUUCUCUGUAACUAAAAAUGAACCACAAAUAGUGGCACGUCAGGAUGUUCCUGGACACUGGGAAGAUAACAAAAAUGACUUUAUCCUAGAUCUUACAAGUGAAUUCAAAGGAAUGGCAUAUAAAGACCCACUUUUUAAAAAACUGGAACAGCUGAAGGAAGUACAGCAGAAGAAGCAGGAACGACUGAAGAAGCAACAGUUAGAGCAACUACAAAGACUCAUGGAAGAACAAGAGAAGCUGCUUAUUAUGGUGCCUGAGCAACAUAGGUUCCCAGCUUCAACUCUACUGCCUGAUGAUCAGAGCCAAGAGUAUAGAUCUCCAUGUAAUUCAGCUACUGUAGAUAAAACCACGUCCUUCUCAUCAUCAUUUAUUCACCAGAAUCAAACUCAAGAAAAAAUGCACACUUCCAACAUUUUAUCUGACGAACAAAACAACUUCCGUAGCACUGCUAAUGAAGAAUUUGUCUUAACUUUAAAAAGUGGUGCCUUCCCCAGCUUGUUUUGUGGGGCACAGUGUCAAGAAGCACUUGUGAAAGAAAAUGAUUUGAAGGAAGAAAACCAUCACCCUGCUUCCGGAGAAGGUAUUUUAUCAUGUCAGGAGAAAAUGACGAAACAGAUUCAGGAAGGGAAUGAUGUGAACUUAAAACAAAUUGGUGAUUCCCCAGAAGUGGUCAAUAUUGAAGAAAGGCCUAUUAAAGCUGCUGUUAGAGAAAGAAAACAGACAUUUGAAGAUUACUUGGAAGAACAAAUUUGGUUGGAAGAACAAGAAUUGAAACAAAAACAGCUAAGGGAAGCAGAAGGAUCAUUGUUAAUCAAAGCAAAACCAAAACAACCAUUCUUAAAAAGAGGAGAAGGUUUAGCUAGAUUUACUAAUGCUAAAAAUAAGUUUCAGAAAGUGAAAGAAAGUAAACUAGUCACUAAUCAGAACACUUCAGAGGACCAACAUCAGUUUAAAGUAGAUAGACAACAAUUCCAACGGAAAACUGCUCUUAUAAAUAAAGAACCAUGUACAGAGAACUCUACUGUUAAAAAGAAUAGUAGAGCUAGAACAAAGAGUGGUUCUGUCACACAUAAUCAGAAGCCAAAACUGCUGAAGAGUAAUAAUAGAAAAAGUCUGUCUCCAUUGGAAUUGGAUAUACAGACAGGGAAGAAAUGUGAUGGGCAAUUUAGAGACAAGAUCAAAUCAGAAAAAAAAGUUGAAUCUAAUAAUAAAGAAAAUGUACUAGAGUGUACAAAGCCUUGUGAUACUGAUUGCAAAGUCUGGAAUAAGACACGUGAUAAAGAAAAACUUCCUCUUUUGACAGGGCUGGUGAACUGUAUAGCUUCUAAGAGUCGUAUAGGUGAAACUGCAAAAGAGUCAGAAUCUUCUUUUGAUGUUUCCCUUCAGAAAAAGUUAGAAAGUUGGGAACGAGAAAAGGAAAAGGAAAAUUUGGAAUUAGAUGAAUUUUUGUUUUUAGAACAAGCUGCUGAUGAAAUAUCAUUUUCCAGUAAUUCCUCAUUUGUACUGAAAAUCUUAGAAAGGGAUCAACAGAUUUGCAAAGGUCACCGGAUGUCUUCCACCCCUGUCAAAGCUCUGCAACAGGAGAAGAUGAAUACGGUGUAUCCUGUUAGUCAUUGUAACCAAAAUAAGAAUCUUGACCAUGUUGAACAUGAAAAUAAGAGUGAGUGUGAAGUCACACCCAAACAACAUGAUUCAGUGUCAUCACCUACUGUAUUGAGGGAACAAUCUUGUAAAAUUAGUAGGAAAGCAUUUCAUAUGAGCACUUCUGAAAAUCAAACUAGAUGGAAUGCAGGCGAUGAAGGUGUUAGGAACAGUGAUAGUAGUACUGACUCUGAGGAACAACUUGAUAUUACCAUAAAACCAUCAACUGAAGACAAAGAAAGGUGUCUCAGCAGCACAGAAAAUAGUCCAGAAGCCUCUGAUGGUAAGAGGCUUUUCAGGGACACUGGGACUCAAGAAGAAGCUAAAAGUAGGGAUAUUGAUCUAGAUUUGUCUCGUAAGAACUGUCGUAGUGAUGAGUCUAUUAUAAUAGAAAGCUUGAAAAAUAAGGUUUCUGAGUCCUCAAGAAAAACCUCAUCCAUAAGUAUGAGUAGAAUUGACUUUGAUGAUGAAAGAACUUGGUCUGACCUUGAAGAGAAUUUAUGUAAACAUGAUGUCAUUCUUGGGAAUGAAGCUGUUUGCGCAACUCUUCAGACAAGAUACCCUAAUAAAAGUGAAAUAUGUGUACUAGACAAAACAAUAAAAAGAAAGAUUGCACCCAUCAAGAAGGGAGAAGACUUAAUCAAAUCCACUGGGAGUGUAAGUCCUCCUACAUCAGAUCUUGUGAUGAAAUUUUUCCCUUCUCUGAAACCAAAACCAAAGUCAGAUUCACAUUUGGGAAAUGAACCCCAGUUAAACAUAAGUCAAGACCAACCAGCUGGCAGGAGAUGCCGACAUAGUCUCAAGUGUGCACUUGAUCCAAGAACCUCACUCCUCACCAGCAUCCCUCUCAAACCGAUUGUCGAGUCCAAUCCAUGUCUGAAGAGUUGGCUUUGGGAACGGUUCCUGUCUUGCGCCAACAGAAGGAGAGGAAUUUCUGACUUUGAACAACAGAAAGCAAAAGAAUUGGCUCGAAUAGAAGAGUUUAAAAAGGAGGAAAUGAGGAAGCUACAAAAAGAACGCAAAGUUUUUGAAAAGUACACUACAGCUGCGAGAUGUUUUCCAGAUAAGAAGGAACGUGAAGAAAUACAGACUUUAAAACAGCAGAUAGCAGAUUUACAGGAAGAUCUGAAAAGAAAAGAAGCAAAAUGGUCAAGUACACACAGCCGUCUUAGAAGCCAGAUAGAAGUGUUAGUCAAAGAGAACACAGACCUCCGGGAAGAAAUAAAAGUGAUGGAAAGAUUUCGGCUAGAUGCCUGGAAGAGAGCAGAAGCUAUUGAAAGCAACGUAAAGGCAGAUCAGUGUGUGACUGCUGUGAAAAAAGAUGAAUCCAUGAACCCAUUAUUUUGUUUCCAAAGAAGCCAGAUUUCUUCAGGAACCCAGGUAGAAAAAUGUAAGAAAAAUUAUUUGCCAACACAAGGCAAUCCGUCUCGAAGACUCAAGUCUCUUCUUCCUUGUGAUUUAGGCAGUUCGGAGAACGGACAAGCCAGCUCACCCAGGGAGCCAUUUGAACCAAUGAGACUCCCAGAUUGUGAACAUAAAGAAGAGGAAGAAGAAGAGGAAACUCAGGGAGAAAUCAGUCAUCCUGAUGGAAAGGUAGAAAAGGUUUUUAAGAAUGGGUGCCACGUUAUAUUGUUUCCAAAUGGAACACGGAAAGAAGUGAGUGCAGAUGGGAAGACUCUCACGGUCACUUUCUUUAAUGGUGACGUGAAACAGGUCAUGCCAGAUGAGAGAGUGAUCUACUACUAUGCAGCUGCCCAGACCACUCAUACUACUUACCCAGAAGGACUAGAAGUUUUACAUUUCUCAAGUGGACAAAUAGAAAAACAUUUUCCAGAUGGAAGAAAAGAAAUCACAUUUCCUGACCAGACUAUUAAAAACUUAUUUGCUGAUGGACAAGAAGAAAGCAUUUUUCCAGAUGGUACAGUUGUCAGAGUACAACGUGAUGGCAACAAAAUCAUAGAGUUUAGUAAUGGCCAAAGAGAACUACAUACCGCCCAAUUCAAGAGACGGGAAUAUCCAGACGGCACUGUUAAAACUGUAUAUGCAAACGGUCAUCAAGAAACAAAAUAUACAUCUGGUCGAGUAAGAGUUAAAGACAAGAAUGAUUCUAGGUUAAUGGAAGCCAGAUGUCCUUGAUGGAAGGGCACGUCACCUACAUGAUAGUGAAGGAUUUAUAAACACAAAAAGCACACUCCUUAAGGAAAAACUAAUAAGUUGCUGUUCAUCAAAAGAUACCACGUAAAAUGGAAAAGACAAGCCACAGAAUAGGAGAAGGUAUGUGCAACACAGAUACCUGACAUUACUAUAAAUUAUUACAAACAACUAAAGCCCUGAAAAAAAUUACAGACAACUCAGUAGAAAAAUAGGCAAAUAAGCAAUAAACUAAACAAGUGAAAAAAAUACCCAACCUCACUAACUACUGAGCCAGUAAAUGCACAUUAAAACAGUGAGGUACCUUUUUAUACUAGUAGCACAUACUGGCAGGUAAUGGUCUGGCAAUACCAAGUGUUGACAAGGAACUCAGACUACUGAGGGUAGUGUAAAUUGGUAAAACCACUUUUUAGAAAGCAAAGACUAUGUAUAUGCACUAGAAAAUCUCACAUGUACACAAGGGAUCCUACAGAAGAAUACUGGUAAAAGAGAAGAAAACUGUAAACAAUCUAAAUAACAAUAUAACAAAUUGUUGUUAUAUGCACACAGGUGAAUACAGCAGUGAAAGUAAAUGUUUAUCCAACACGGACAAACAGUGCACAUAAACAGUGCAAAUAAAAAAAUGUUUAUCCAACGUGGAUAAACAGCACAUAAUACCUCUUGUGUUUAAAAAUAUACAGAACAAUACCAUAUAUCAUAUAUGGAUGCAUUCACAUGUAGUAAAAUUAUAAAGAGUCAUACAAGAUAAAUUCCUUAUAGUGGCCACUUUUAUAGAAGGGGCAGAAAAUGUGACUGGAAAGGGAGUGCCACAGGAGCCUUCACUGAUCAUGUCUUAGUUCUUGAACUAAAAUGUUUUUUCACGUGCCUGAGAUACUUGAGGUUCAAAUUAUAAUAAAACAAUAUUUGAAAGCAAAUUCUUUAUUAUUUUUUCAGAUAUUUUCCAAACAAUUCUUAACAGUUCAACAUGUAAGGAAAAAAAAAAAAAAGACUGCACUAUCGCAGAACAAGUCAAGAAAAAUAAGUCUGAAACGAUCUAAAUAUAACAAAAUUUUCUUCUGGGCUGCUAAAAAUGCUCUGCGUUGUAUGCAAUGUACCUGAAAAACAAAAUGUUACCAUUUUAAACCUUUGUAUGAUGUUCAGAUCUAGUUGUUGAAGCACCUAUUACAUUUAUGUGAGUGAAUAUUAAAAAGUUAGCUGAUUAUACCCAAAUACUUUAAUAAAUUUGUUAUUAGGACAUGGAUUAUUUCACUAGUGCUACAUUUUUUAGUGGGUUUUUGUUUUAUGUGCAUAUCAUGUAUCUAUGUGUUUAAAUGAUGUUUGGUGCUUACUCUCUUCUGCUUAACCCUGUAAGCUAUCUGGUAACUUGACAACCACGAUAGGCAUUCCAAGCAUUCUUACAGAUACGGGACUUGACACUGGUGAGAAAGGCCUAUGGAGAGGAGAGCUGGAAGAGAGACUCUUGUGAAACUUAGUUGUUGUUCCUCUGAGAAAUGAAGGAGAGCCCAAGGGUGAUUUUAUGGGCAACUGAGCAUUAAUCUUUGCCAUAUUAGUCACAUGCCUUGUGCUGAUUAUAAGGAUGCACAAGAGUUGUAAUAUACUUACAUCAUUCAUCUCUGUCUGCAAGCCCCAUUUCAACUAAUGACAUAUGAACUGGAUACUGUUCAUCUUCAUAUAAUGUCACUAUUUGUUCUGGUGCCUGAGCCUAAAAUUAAAAGAUACGGUUGUCAAGAAAACACAAUAAUGUCUUGGUCACCUUUUCUCUCCUGUAUCUGGCCAUCUCAAAGGAUGACAAAGGCAUUUUCUAGGUUUAUUUAUAAUUCAACGGGGACACUGAUGGUUCAGUAGUAGAAUUCUCUCCUUAUACGAGGGAGACCUAAGUUUGAUGACUGGCCAGUGCACCUCAUGUGCAGCCACUACCUAUCUGUUACUGGAGGCUUGUAUGUUGCUGUGAUGCUGAACAAAUUUCAGUGGAGUUUCUAGACUACAACAGACUAGGAAGAAAGGCCUGGUGAUCUACUUCUGAAAAUCAGACAGUGAAAACCCUAUGGAUCACAACAGUCCGAUCUGUAACAGACCAUGGUCAUGGGGAUGUGUAGGAGCAGGCAGCCUUUUGUUUCACUAUGCAUGCGGUUGCCAUGAGAUGGGCUGACUUUGAUGGCAGCUUAACAGCAGCAUACUUUAAAGAGGCAUCUGUGAUGGUUCCCUACUAAAUCAUAUUCUUUCUGUUCUUCUGCUGUAUUUAAAUGGUAACAACUUCUCCCCAAGGUUUUCCUAAAAAACCAGUUGCCUUCAAGUCAAUCCCAACUGGUGACUCCAUGUGUCAGAGUUCUUGAACUGCUCCACGAUGGCAGAUACUUCAAAAGUGGAUCACCAGACCUUUCUUCCAACAUGUCUCUGGGUGAACUUAAAGCACGUUGACACCAUCCAGGCCACAAGGUUUUCCUAGACAGAGCCAAAAGUCUUUAACACUACCUUAUCAUCCCUGUUGGAAACCCUGGUGGUGUAGUGGUUAAGAGCCACGGCUGCUAACCAAAAGGUCAGCACUUUGAAUCCACCAGGUGCUCCUUGGAAACACCAUGGGGUGGUUCUACUCCGUCCUAUAAGGUUGCUAUGCGUCGGAAUCGACUCGACAGCAAUGGGUUUGGGUUUUUUAUUACCAUCCCUGUUAAAAUUUCACUUACACUGUACAUUUAAAGCAUUAUCCCUUUAUGCAUCAACUAAAUUUUGAUUGUUGUUCAGAGAGUUGACGAUGUAUCUAUAUUAUCUAUCAAGAUGGAUUUUUUUUUGCCCUCAAGUUGAUUCUGACUCACAGUGACCCUACAGGACAGAACAGAACUGCCCCAUAGGAUUUCUAAGUUUGUAAUAUGUUUACAGAAGUGGCUGCUAAGUUCAAAUUGCUGACCUUUUGGUUAGCAGCUGAGCGCUUAACCACUGCACCACCGGCACUCCUAUCGCUAUACAUAAAUGUACAUAUAUCUAUAAGAAUACUCUAUUUUCACUGUUUCCUUAAAAGAAGCCCUGCAUAAGCUAUUUACGCUACUUUGCACACAAAGCAUGUUAGGUACAGGGGUUUUCAAAAAGCACUUUAUAGUAACAGCAGGGUUUCAAUAUGGCUCAAUCUUGUCAUAGCCAGUACUUCAGGAAAACCCCAAAUCAUGUGCCUUACAGGGGCCAGGCAGGUAUGAAAAAGGGGUGGAACAGGUUAGGUUGAAGUGGUGAGGACAAUGAUGAAGAACAUGUUCCCCCACAUAAAAGGGAUUGUGCCACACCACUCCAGCUGAUUGCCAUUUAGGAAGAGAGACCCAUGGUGCUAUAGAUUUUAUAUUAGAUGCCAGAAAUAGACUUUUUAAAAAAUUUUAAAUUUUUAAACACUGCACUAAAUAAAACAUGGUUGCAGUCAUAUUCUGUCUGUUGACUCCUUUGUGACAUGCUAAGCUUUUAUUUAAAAAAGCAAGCCUAUUUAUAUUGAGAACAAUUUUGGAGUUUCUAAUUUGAGGUUUUUGAUAAAAGUUGUACUACAUUAAUUCAAAUUGAGGACAAUUCAAGCUUGUCUGUGACCUUGAUCAGAACAUCCUUUCUGGUCUUUCCUACUCAUCUUUCAAGAUGUAGCUCAAAUAUCACUUCCCUAACCUUAUUAUUCAAUAAAUACUUGACUGUGUACUAAGAAACAGCUCAACCACCAUUUCCUAAUCUUUCCAGAUAGAAGUAAUCAUUCCUUCUUGUCUCCCUUUUCCCCCGGGAACGUUGUUUAUACCUCUAUUAUAGUACUUACUUCAUCCUAUGUCAUAUUAAUUACUUGUUUACAGGGCUUCCUUAUUGGCUUGCAAGUUCUUUGAUUAUAGGAUACUCAUCUUGAUCAUUUUUGUCUCAUUCAUUGUGUGAAUUGUAUCAUUUUAUAUUACUGUAGGGCUAAUAAACUUUGUUAAAUACAAGCAUGUUAAACUUUUAACAAUUACUAGUUUUAUAGUAUAUACAUCUUUAUAUAUUUUACUAUAUAUUUGCAUUUAGAAUUGCAUAAAUAGGAAGCAUUUUACAAAGUUAAUAGGAACCCAAAAAAUAGCUUUGAAAGAAUUUUGGCUAAUUAAAACAGAUGCUUACUAUUGAAGAAGCAUAAAGUUGUUUUCCCUGAAGACAGUCUAUCAUAGCCCACAAUGCUUCCAUGCUCCAUUUGGGACAAUAUGGUAUUCUUGUCUUUCCUGAAUCUCUUAGGGGAGGUUUAAACCCUGCCAAGAGAACUUUUAUGGCUCGGGUUGGAUACUGCAUAAGGUGCAGAGGAAUUUGACGUAGUCUGUCAAAAAAGAAUGUAACAAUUGAAUUUCUCUGAUAAAAAACAAUUUAAAAUAGCUCAAAGAGAAUAAAAUACUUAGGAAUAAAUCUAACAAAAAGAAGUACAAGAUUUGUACACUGAAAACUACAAAACAUUAUUCCAAGAAAUUAAGGAUGACCUAAAUAAAUGGAAAGACAACCUGUGUUUAUGAACUGAAAGAUUUAAUAUUGUUAAGAUGGUAAUAAUCCAGUUUGGAUCUACAGAUGCAAUACAAUGCCUAUUGAAAUCCAGUUGCCUUUCUGCAGAAAUUGACAAGCUAACCCUAAAAUUCAUAUGGAACUGCAAGGGACCCAGAAUAACCAAAACAUUCUUGAAGAAUAAAGUUGGAAGGACUCAUACUUCCCGAUUUCAAAACUUACUACAAAGCUACAGUAAUUGAGAGAGAAAGGUACUGGAGUAAGGAUAAAAAAAUCAAUGAAAUAUAAUUGAGGUUCCAGAAAUAAAUCUCUCCAUUUAUGGUCAAUGGAUUUUUUUUAUUUAUUUUGUUUUGUUCUUGAGAAUAGACACAGCCAAACACACCAAUUCAACCAUAUCUUCAUGUACAAUUCAGUGACAUUGAUUACAUUCUUCCAGUUGUGCAACCAUUCUCACCCUCCUUUUCUGAAUUGUUCCUCCACCAAUAACGUAAACUCACUGCCCCCUAAAUUUCCUAUAUAAUCUUUCGAGCUGCUGUUGUCAAUUUGAUCACAUAUAGAUAGCUCUUGAAAGAACACAAUGCUCAAGGCAGACGUUCUCUUUACAUAACAUAUGCCGUCCACGUUUGUUUGCCAACCGUGCCCUCCCCCUGUGAGGUACUCUGACAGGUGCCACUAUGCCAGUUUGUUUACACAUGUUGCUGUAAAGAAAUUAGCAUAGUUGAUGAAAACACCUUGCAGAAGGGCACAGUUGGCGAACAAAUGUAGAAGGUUUAUGUUAACUGCAUAAAAAUAUGGUAGUUAAGCUGUUUGGUUUUAAGAAGACUUCAGGGGCUUUUUUGGUUUAAGGUUUAAAGAUUUUCUCAGGCCAAUAGUUUCAGGGGUUUAUCCCACCUCCGUGGCUCCAGAAAGUCCAUGAGAAUUUAAAACUCUGUCCUGCAUUUCUCCCCAUUUGAUUAGGAUUCUUCUGUAGCAUCUUUUAUCACAAUGUUCAGUAGUGAUACCUGGGCACCGUUAAGUUCUGGUUUCAUGGCAAAGGAGGCAGCUGUUCAUGGAAGCGAUUAGCCAUACAUUCCAUAUCCUCCUGUUCCUGACUCUCCUUCUUCCUCUAUUGCUCCAGACAAAUAAGGACCAAUUGUUGCUGCUUGCAAGCUUUUAAGACCCCAGGCCUUACACAAUGAACUAGAAGGUAGAACAGAAGCACUAAAGAUAUGAUAAAGCCAAUUAACUGCGAUGUCCCAUGAAACCAUGAUCCUAAACCUCCAAACCAAGGAACCAAAUCUCAUGAGGCUUUUGGUUGUACAUAAGUAGCCUCAGCAGCUACUCUUUUCCUUUUUUGUCAUUGUAAGUAUAUCACACAACUUUAGCCAAUUCACCUUUUUACAGGUGUACACUUUGUUGACAGUAAUUCCAAUAAUGAGCUGUGCAACCCUACCCUUAAUGUGAUUUUUCCAUCACCAUUAAUAGCCCCUUUUCCCCCUCUCCUACCACUCCUGGUAACCCCUAAUAAAUUUUGUUCUCUAUACAUGUGCUUGUUCUUUUCCUUUUAUAUAGUGAGGUCAUAUAACAUUUGUCCUUCUGUGAUUGACUUAUUUCACUCAGCAUGAUGCCUUUAAGCUCCAUAUUGUAGCAUGUAGGAAGACUUCAGUUCUACUGGCUGAAUAUUAUUCCAUUGUAUGUAUGUACUACGUUUUUUUAAUCCAUCUUUUGAUGGGCAUUUAGGUUGUUGCCACAUUUCCGCUAUUGUGGAUAGCGUGAACAUUGGUGUACAAGUCUCUGAGUCUCUGCUUUCAAGUCUUUUGGGAGUGGAAUUACUGCUGGGUUUUGGUUUUUAUGUUCUAUUUUUAGCAUUUUGAGGAGCUGCCACACUGCUUUCCACAGCAGCUGUAUCAUUUUGCAUUCCCACCAGCACUGGAUAAGGGUUCCAGUUUCCCCACAUCCUCACCAACAUUUCUGAAAAAAAAAAGUGAGAGUGAAAUGGUAUCUCAUUGUGAUUUUGGUCUGCAUCUCUGACGGUUAAUGACACUCGGCAUCAUUUCGUGUGUUUGGUGCCAUCAGAAUGUCCUCUUUGGUGAAAUGUCUAUUCAGGUCCUUUGCUCAUUUUAUGACUGGGUUGUCUUUUUGUUGUUGUCGAAGUCUUACACAUAUUUUGGUUAUUAGAUUCUUGUCAGACAUAUGGUUUCUGAAGAUAUUCUCCCAGUUGGUAGCUUGUCUUUUCACUUUUUUGGCAAAGUCUUUUGACGAACAGAAGUGUUAAGUAUUUAUGAGGUUCCAUUUAUUUAUUUCGUCUUUUCCUUUUGUGAUUAUAAUAGAUAAUCCGUUGAUAAGAGCUAGGCCUGACAGUGUUGCCCCUGCUUUUUCUUCUAAGAACUUUAUGGAUUUAGUUUGCAUGUUUAGGUCCUAAUCCAUUUUAAAUUUGUUUUUGUGUAUGGUGUGAGGCAUGGAUCUUGUUUCUUUUUUUCUGCAUGUGGAAAUCCAAUUUUCCCAGCAUCAUUUAUUAGAGAUUCUUGUAUCCCCAUUGAAUGGACUUAGCACCCUUAUCAGAAACCAGCUGACCAUAGAUGUGUAGAUUUACUUCUAGACUCUUAAUUCUUUUCCAUUGUUUCAUGUGUCUAUUGUUACACCAAUAUCUGGUUGUCCUGUUUUAAAAUCAGGAAGUGUGAAUCCUGUUACUUUCUCUCUUUCAACAUUGCUUUAGCUAUUCGAGGCCUCUUGCCAUUCCAUAUAAAGUUGAGGAUUGGUUUUUCUGCUUCUGUAAAGAAGGCUGUUAGAAUUUUGAUCGGGAUUGUGUCGAAUCUGUAGUUCAUUUUGGGUAGUACUGACAUCUUAAUAUUAAGUCGUCUAAUCCAUGAACAUGGAACAUCUUUCCAUUCAUUUAACUCUUCCUUAAUCUCUUUCAGCAGUGUUUUAGUUUUCAUUGUAUAAGUCUGUCGUGUUUCUGCUUAGAUUUAUUCCUAGGUAUUUUAUUCUCUUAGAUGCUAUUUUAAAUGGAAUUGCCAUUUUAUUUUUUUUCACUGUGCUUUCGUUGAAGUUUACAGCUCAAAUUAAUUUCAAGGUAAUUUCUCAUACAAAAAUUUAUAUACAUAUUAUUAUGUGACACUAAUUGCAAUCUCUAUAACUAAUAUGCAAUCUCUGUCACACUUUCCCUUUCCACCCCUGGUUUCCCGUGUCCAUCCAACCAGCUCCUGUCUGUUCCUGCCUUCUCUUCCUGCCUCCAGACAGGAGCUGCCCAUUUGGUCUCGUGUACCUGCUUGAACUAAGCAGCACACUCUUCAUGAAUAUUAUUUUAUGUUUAAUAGCCCAGUCUAAUCUUUGAAGAGUGGGCUUCAGGAACGCUUUUAGUUCUGGGAUAACAGAGCAUACAGAGGCCAUGGCUUUGAGGGUUCCACCAGUCUCAGACUAUUAAGUCUGGUCUUUUCACGUGAAUUUUUACGUGAACUUUUCUCCUGCUCUCUCAGGGACUCUCUGUUGUUUUUUAAAUGGAAUUGCUACCCUAAUUUCCCUUUCACACUUCUCAUUGCUGUUGUAUAGAAACCCAAGUGACUUUUGUUAAAAUAGGCAGAAAAUGUGAAUAGAAAUUUCUCCAUAGAAGAUAUACAGCUGCCCAAUAAACACACAAAAAGAUGCUCAACAUCGUUAGAAGUUAGGGGAAGUGCAAAUCAAGUCCACAACGAUAUACCACUUCAUACCUACCAGAAUAGCUAUAAUCAAUAAAAUGGAAAAUAGCUAGUGUUGGAGAGGAUGUGAGAAAUUGGUACAUUCAAAUAUUGCUGGUGGGAAUAUAAAAGGGUGCAGCAACUCUGGUAAACAUUUCGGCAGUUUCUCAAAAUGUUAAACAGAGUUGUCAAAUGACUUAGUAAUCCACUCCUAGGUAUAUACCCAAGAGAAAUGAAAACAUAUGUCCUCACAAAAACUUGUACAUUUUACAUUUAUGAUAGUCAAAAAGUGGAACCAACCCAAAUGUCUAUCAGUUAAUGAACAGAUAAAAAGUGGUAUAUCCAUACAAUGGAAUGCUAUCCAACAAAAAAAGGAAUAAAGUGCUGAUACAAGCUGCAAUAUGGACGAACCUUGUAAACUUUAUAGUAAAUGAAAGAUGCCGGUCACUAAGGACCACAUAUUGUAUGAUUCCAUUUGUAUGAGAUGUCCAAAACCAAACUAGUUGCAGUCAAUUUGAUUCUGACACAUAGUGACCCUACAGAAUAGAGUAGAACUGCCCUAUAGGGUUUCCAAGGCUGAAAUCUUUAAGGAAGGAGACUGCCAUAUAUUUCUCUUGUGGAGUGGCUGGUGGGUUUGAACUGCUGACCUUUCAUUUAACAGCUGAGUGUUUAACCAGUGUGCCAUGAGGGAUCCCUAUGAAAUAUGCCACCACUGCCGUCGAGUCGAUUCCAACUUGUAGCGGAAUAUGCAGAUGAUGCAAAUAUAUAGAACGGAAAGUAGAUAAGUGGUUGUCAGGAGCUGGGGGAAAGGAAUAAUGGGGAGUGAUUCCUAAUGGGUUUGGAGUUUCUUUUUGUGGCGAUGAAGAUGUUCUGGAAUUGGUGAUGAUGGUUGCAAAACAUUUUGAAUAUACUAAAAAUCAAUGAAUUCUAUACUUAAAAAAACUGAUUUUGGGAGGGCCAAGAUGGUGGAGUACUCAGACACUUCCGGUGAUCCAUCUUACAACAAAGACCUGAAGAAACAACUGAAAUGAUUAUAUAUGAUAAGUUAGAAGCCCUGAACGUCAAAGGCAAAGUUAGAAAACGGACUGAGCGGCAGAGGGAGGGAGAGAUGGCUCAGAAGUGGCGAUGAGUUGCUGGACCUGACUCAAUGGGAAGCCUCAGGCAAGAUCCCCUAGAGUGACUGGUGGGGCUGGCGGUAGCAUUCCAGACACAGUUUCCUCAGGGACAGACAGCAAGCUACACAGCUUGCUCACACCUCUGAAACCAGUGGCGAAUGGUGGUCUUGUCAAAAGCUAAGUACUUGAGUCUAUUUUUUGUGCUCCCAGCCUCCAGGCUGGCUUCAGUGGCUGUCAAUUUCCCUGGGCCUGAGAUAGGUCCUGCUGCAUGUCCAGAGCUAGUCUCCCGGCCUUGGAGGAGGAAAACAAAUUAACGAUUGGGGGAAAAGAUAAUCUGCUAGCUCUAAUAAGCUGGAAAGCUUGAGACAGAAGUGGCUCCUGUCCAGGCACAAACUGUCCGCAGACUUUGAAUACAUUUCACCCCUGCAUGGACCUGUGUGGGCCUAUUUCAGAAGAAUAGGUCCUUGUUGGCAGACUGAAACUGUUGCAGCUGUACCUCCCUGUCCUUACGACCAAAAGCACUGGGUGCCCAUGGUCAGGCUGGAGGACCCAUUCACCUGUGCUCUCUAGAGAAGGAUGUGCUUUCCUUACAAACACUUCGGGGACUGUAGUCAGCCCCCUGCCUUGUUCAGAGUGUGACCCUGUGCUGCAACCAGAUACCUGUAACUACACGAAUCACCCCUGCCCCUCUUAAGACUGUAGGAAAGACCCUGUACCACACACUCGAUGACCAAAUACCUGGACACCUGAGCUGAAUCCACGCAAGAAAAGUGAAUGGACUCCCUGGCUCAUCUACCUGGUAACAGCUGUAGUCAUCUGGUGACAGGAUGUUAGAGCUUCAAAGGCACAAAUAACCAAGCUAGCUCACUAAAGCAGCCUAUUUGGGCAUAUGAAAAGAAAACAAUUCAAGAAGCUAGGAUACAGUAAACAAACAUAAAAAAUAACUUAUACAUGGCUUGGAGACAAAAGUCAAUACCAAAUCACAUAAAAAAGACCAUGAUUGCUUCAACAAGCUCUCAAAGAAUCAAGGAAUCUUCCGGAUGAAGGUGUCUUCCUGGAAUUACCACGUAUAGAAUACAAAAGAUUAAUAUACAGAACUCUUCAAGACAUCAGGAAUGAGAUAAGGCAAAACGCAGAACAAGCCAAGGAACACACAGAGCAGUUGAAGAAAUUAAAAAGGUUAUUCAAGAACAUAAUGAAAAAUUUAAUAGGCUGCAAGAAUUCACAGUAAGACAACAAUCAGAAAUUCAGAAGAUUAAGAAUAAAAUUACAGAAUCAUACAACUCAACAGAAAGUCAGAGGAGCAAAACUGAGGAAAUGGAUGGCAGAAUUAGUGAGACUGAAGAAAAAACACUUGGCACCAAUGUAUUUGAAGAAAAAUCAGAUAAAAAUUUAAUGAAAUGAAGAAACCCUAAGAAUCAUGUGGGACUCUAUCAAGAGAAAUAACCUAUGAGUGACUGGAGUACCAGAACAGGGAGGGAUAACAGAAAAUACAGGGAGAAUUGCUGAAGAUUUGUUGACAGAAAACUUGCCUGAUACCGUGAAAGAUGAGAAGAUAUCUAUCCAAGAUGCUCAUCAAACUCCACAUAAGCUAGAUCUCAAUGGAAAGUCACCAAGAUAUAUUAUAAUCGAACUUGCCAAAACCAAAGAUAAACAGAGAAUUUUAAGAGCGGCUAGGGAUAAAUGAAAAGUCAUCUACUAAGGAGAGUCAAUAAGAACUCGCUCAGACUAUGUGGCAGAAACCAUGGAGGCAAAAAGUCAAUAGGAUGGGUUGACUUAUGUAAAGCACUGAAGGAAAAAAAUUGCCAGCCAAGAAUCAGAUAUCCAGUAAAACUGUCUCUCAAUAUGAAGGCGAAAUUAGGACAUUUGCAGAUAAAAAGAAGUUUAGGGAAUUUGUAAAUAUCAAACCAAAACUACAGGAAAUAGUAAAGGGAGUUCUCUGGUUAGAAAAUCAACCGGAUGUCAACCCAGAUAGGGAAAUCACAAAAAUAAAUCAACAUAAAAAAAAUGCUGAAAACAGGGAAACAGCGAUGUCAUUAUGCAAAAGAUGACGACAUUAAAAUAAAGAGGGACUAAAAAAUGUAGUCCUAGAUCUUUCAUAUGAAGAAGUCAAGGCAAUAUAAAGAAAUAAAAGUUAGGUUUAAACUUAGAAAAACAGGCGUAAAUAGUAAGGUAACCACAAAGAAGACUAACAAUCCCACUCAUUAAAAUAAAGUACAAGAAAAAAAUAAAGACUCAGCAGAAACAAAAUCAACAGCGAAUAAGAGGAAAAGACAGUAUAUAAACUACUCAGCACAAAAAAUUAAAUGGGAAAAAGAAACUGUCAAAAACACACAGAAAAAGACAUCAAAAUGACAGCAUGAAAUUCAUUAAAAAAAAAAAAAAACUACCUACCCAUAAUUACCCUGAAGGCAAA
This is a messenger RNA of Loxodonta africana (African savanna elephant), 21774 nucleotides long. RefSeq names its product centromere protein J (gene CPAP). Gene Ontology annotation, molecular function: tubulin binding. Gene Ontology annotation, cellular component: centriole; centrosome. The transcript is spliced from 19 exons. The record is from RefSeq and is a predicted model, not a curated record. Lineage: Eukaryota; Metazoa; Chordata; Mammalia; Proboscidea; Elephantidae. Bases 6041 to 10111 code for a protein of 1356 amino acids. Gene Ontology annotation, biological process: cilium assembly; centriole elongation.